Molecule: messenger RNA, 596 nt
Organism: Aspergillus piperis CBS 112811
Lineage: Eukaryota; Fungi; Ascomycota; Eurotiomycetes; Eurotiales; Aspergillaceae
Exons: 2
Coding region: 84-383 (99 amino acids)
Source: RefSeq, a predicted model, not a curated record
GUUGCUAUUUCGAUCUCGAGAAAGGCCAAGUCUUGGGCAGUUGUUCUUUCUGGUCUCCUUUUCUCUUUUUGACGUUACCAUUCAUGGCUUCGAAUCAAAAGGUUCGCCGCAUUGUCCUUACGGGCGCUGUCACGGUCAUUACGAUUGCUGGUUCGCUUUAUGGCGCUGGCAUUAAGACCGGGCAACAGGUUACUCAGCAAGCCCAAAAAGCCCAAGAAGUUACCAUUGACGACCGAAUCGACGGCCUCCGAAGUAUGCGACAGAAUCUGGUAUCGAAGAAGGAGCUCGUCGAGAAGCAGCUCCGUGACUUGGACGUGAAGAUCGAGGAAAGAAAGCUGAAGAAUAUGGAUGGACCGAAGAGGGAGCCACCGAAUUAUAAGUAAUAAGGGGAAUUCUUCGAGAAAUUCAGGAGUACAGCAAGCAGGUAGGUGGUUCGUGAAGCCGGGCUGUCAGGAUGUCGUUCUCGAUGCUUAUUGUGGUGUUGGUAGAGGACGCCAAUCUACACAGCCUCCUUGUCAGAAAGCCGCUUUGAGCCUCUGAUUCCUCUGCGCUGCUUGGCUCUGCUAUGUCGUGGCGGUAAUGCAGCCUGCUAGCAC